Grosmannia clavigera kw1407 is the source of this 1155-nucleotide messenger RNA. RefSeq lists its product as uncharacterized. The coding region runs from base 1 to 1155 and encodes 384 amino acids. Lineage: Eukaryota; Fungi; Ascomycota; Sordariomycetes; Ophiostomatales; Ophiostomataceae. The record is from RefSeq and is a predicted model, not a curated record. The transcript is spliced from 2 exons.
AUGCAGCUAUCCAUAUGCGCACUCGCAGCUGUUGUUGUAGAAGUGGACAGCACGAUUGGCGAGAGGCACAUAUACUUCUUCCGUCCAGGGCCUCGGCCCAAAGAGCUGGCAAAGGCUGCGCAUAGGGACGACAGUGACUAUGGAGCUGCACCUCCCCAGACCCGAGCUUACCAGACUCGCACGGGGUUGCAUUCGAUAACAACAACAGAUCCGCUAGCUACCAACGCUCAGGGGCCUGUUCCGAUCAACACGGUCCUCGUUCUCCAGUCGUUGCACGGACAUGAGAAGCUGGUGGUGAGGUUCUGUGCCGAAGCUGUCGUCGAUCCCACGGAGAUGACGGCGUGGCAGGCACUACGCCUCGUGGCCACAACGUGGUGGCUCGGAUUAUUUGUUGACCAAAAGGAGGUAAAUCUGGCGCAGAAGAAAAAACCUCGCACAGCAGACUGGAUAGAGCUCCGGCUCGAGACGGCCUUUCGACGCUACCUGCAACACGUGGUCGAGAAGCAAGCAACGACGGCGGCAGCGCCGUCGCGGCGACUAGCUGUGACGUACAUUCCGUGUGGGAUCCCGGGGGUGGCAUCAGAACGAAUACUCUCUGGCACAGCUGCUGGCCAGCAAGACAAAGACGUGGACGAGGUGGAGAUCCGGGUUUUGACGCCGGUUUUCUACAGACGGUUCGUGUGCUAUGCUCACGACGUCGAGGCGCUCUUCUGCGAGCUGCGCGAGAGCUGCACGAUUGACGUGUCGCGGCCGGAGCUGCUGGCGAAGCUGGUGCUGGCCAAGACGCCACGACCGCCACUGCAGGUGACGGGAGUCAUCGACUUUCUCUUCUUCAAGGCCAUCCAGAGGCUGCGACGACGACCGGAGCGUCUCGCCCCCCCCGCAAAGUUGCCGGGUGCAGCUUCUUCGUAUGUUUCCACGGGCGAUCUCCGGGGCUUCCGGCUCUCUGCCAUGGACGGCUUCGUGCUCGCCCUCAAAGACGAGGCCGGUCGAGACUUGCGCAGAAGUUACAGGGCCACAGUUCUGGCCGUAUUUCUGGCAGACAGGACAGCGCUCGGUUCCUACCGCGUCUUCCAGGCCCAGUGCCUCCUGGUGCGGCUCCUGGUGGCGUGGGCAGCAGUAGAAGUGGUCCUGUCAGCUUGCAGUCAUGGUUGA